This is a messenger RNA of Neohortaea acidophila, 693 nucleotides long. Its product is annotated as RNA polymerase III subunit Rpc25-domain-containing protein. Gene Ontology annotation, biological process: DNA-templated transcription; transcription initiation at RNA polymerase III promoter. The record is from RefSeq and is a predicted model, not a curated record. NCBI's taxonomy places the organism in Eukaryota, Fungi, Ascomycota, Dothideomycetes, Mycosphaerellales, Teratosphaeriaceae. Gene Ontology annotation, cellular component: RNA polymerase III complex. The transcript has 2 exons. The coding region runs from base 1 to 693 and encodes 230 amino acids.
AUGUAUCUGCUCGUAUCCUUAACGGAUGUGGUGCAAAUCCACCCCACCGACUUUAACAAGCCCGGCUACCGUGCCAUCGAGGACUUCAUCAACGCCAAGUACGCCGACAAAGUCAUCCACAAAGUCGGCCUGUGCGUCGCCUUCCACUCCAUCAUCUCCACCUCCGAGGGCCUCAUAGGUCACGGGACGGGAAUCGUCAACGUAAACGUCGACUUCCGCCUCAUCGUCUUCCGCCCCUUCAAAGGCGAGAUUGUCAGCGCCAUCAUCACCAACGCCGCUCCUCAGGUGGGAAUAGUACUCUCACAUGACUUUUUCGAGGACGUUGUGGUGCCUCCGGAGACGCUCUUUCAGGACACGCGAUGGGACCGAGACGAGAAUGGGACGGAGCUGUUCAUCUGGUAUCAGAAAGCCGCGGAUUACGAUGAGCCAACGCCAUACUACUUCGAUCGUGCGGAGAAGUGCUUGUACCGCGUGGAGGAGGAGCAGUGGACCGAUUUGUCGCCCCAAAAGCAGAAGCCACACUCACAAUUCGCCGACCAAGGCGAUGAUCUCGAAGGGCGUAGGCCGCCUUACCUGAUCAGGGGGAGCAUGAUGCUUUCGGGGUUGGGCCCUACUUUGUGGUGGUCCACGGACGAAAUCGAUGGGCCUGAUGAUGAUGUGGAUGGAGACGUGGAUAUGGAUGCUCAGCCAUGA